UCCAAGCUAUGACAGUUUGGAGUUUUACUUUAACCUCACAUCGGUUGCACAAUUUUAAACUGUUUUCGUACAAUGACGAUAACGAAAUGAGAUAAUGAAGACAUAAUGUAACUACAAACAAAAAUGAGUGCAAUAACCAAAACCUCGGUGGACCAAGAGGUGAGCCUUUUCAGUCAAAUCAAGUACCAACACCUGGUGGCUGGAAUGUCUGGAGGGGUAACUUCGACCAUCAUUCUGCAUCCCCUCGAUGUGAUCAAAAUCAGAUUCGCCGUCAACGACGGAAGACUCCAAUCUACGCCGAAAUAUAACGGUAUAGCCAACGCUUUCGCGACAAUAUACCGUCAGGAAGGCUUCAAGGGUUUGUACAGGGGAGUGACUCCAAACGUUUGGGGAGCAGGAUCCUCGUGGGGCCUUUACUUCUUAUUCUACAACACCUUGAAAACGUGGCGGCAGGACGGAGACAGUGACAAGCAGUUGGGGGCCGGUGCGCAUCUUCUGACAGCGUCAGGAGCAGGUUUGAUUACACUCCUCAUCACAAACCCAAUCUGGGUAGUGAAGACGCGGCUGUGCCUGCAGUUCAGUGGCCCCGUUCAGCUCUAUGACGGUAUGGUAGACUGUCUAGUGAAAAUUUACAAACUGGAUGGAGUUCGGGGUUACUACAAGGGACUUGUACCAGGGAUUUUCGGAGUCUCUCAUGGAGCUAUUCAGUUCAUGGUCUAUGAAGAGCUGAAGAAGCUCUACAGCUCUUACUAUAACCAACCAUUGAGUUCGAAAUUGGGCACUGUUGAGUACCUGACCUUUGCAGCUACUUCGAAGUUGGUGGCGGCAGCAAUGACAUAUCCCUAUCAAGUGGUAAGGGCAAGACUGCAGAAUCAGCAUUACUCGUAUGAUGGAGCCUGGCACUGCGUUAACCAGACGGCGAGGUACGAGGGAUGGAGGGGGUUCUACAAGGGCUUGGGCACGAAUUUGAUCAGAGUUACUCCUGCGACAAUGAUAACCUUCGUAACUUAUGAGAACAUUUCUCAUGCUUUGCUCCAAUACAAAUGAUUUUGUAGGAGCUGGGUUAGCAACUGACAUUUUGAUUUUUGUUGAUUUCUCAAAAGUUGAUCAUAUUGAAGUAGCACCUUUCUUGUUGUUGUAUGCUGAUAAGAGAAGUUCCUUUGAUUGUUACUGGAGCUCUGGGUUAGUUUUUCCUGUUGAAAAGAGUAUGGCGCUUGUGUAACAAAAUCUUUCAUUACUUUUUUGUUCCACUGAAAUUGAAUACUGUGGUAAAAUAUCAAGAAAGAUAAUUGAGUUUUCAGAAAAUCUUCAACAUUGUUUUAUUUAUAUUGAUUGUGAUUCAGAAGUGCUCGAAAAAUAUUUAUUCAUUGAUUGUCUAUAAUUUUUUACAGAAUAAUUUGUUCCAAGUAACACCUUUUUGUAACUCAAACUAGUCAUUCCAAAUAAAACUAUUAUUAUAUA
Messenger RNA from Leptinotarsa decemlineata (Colorado potato beetle), 1461 nucleotides. RefSeq names its product solute carrier family 25 member 32. Lineage: Eukaryota; Metazoa; Arthropoda; Insecta; Coleoptera; Chrysomelidae. The record is from RefSeq and is a predicted model, not a curated record. Gene Ontology annotation, biological process: transmembrane transport; nucleotide transport.